Messenger RNA from Solanum pennellii, 977 nucleotides. Its product is annotated as germin-like protein subfamily 1 member 13. NCBI's taxonomy places the organism in Eukaryota, Viridiplantae, Streptophyta, Magnoliopsida, Solanales, Solanaceae. Bases 39 to 716 code for a protein of 225 amino acids. Gene Ontology annotation, molecular function: manganese ion binding. The transcript has 2 exons. Gene Ontology annotation, cellular component: cell wall. The record is from RefSeq and is a predicted model, not a curated record.
UUGUUUGGAAAAAUUCAUAACAAAUCCAAAGCAUAACAAUGAGGAUGUGGUGGUUGAUAACAACAUUAGCCAUUAGUGCUUUCAUUUGUAAUUCCCCUGUUUAUGCUUAUGAUAACAACCCUCUACAGGACAUAUGUGUUGCUGUUAACGACUCUCAGGCUGCAGUUUUUGUGAACGGAAAGAUUUGCAAAGACCCAAAGCUUGCAACAGCAGAUGAUUUCUUUUUCUCAGGUCUUAAUGUUAGUGGAAAUGAAUCGACUUUGUUUGGUUUUGCUACAACUCAUGUGGAUAUAAACACCAUGCCUGGACUCAACACUCUUGGUAUAUCUAUUGUUCGUGUUGACUUGGAACCGCAGGGUCUUGUUCCACUUCACACGCACCUUCUAGCUACUGAGUUGAUAACUGUUCUGGAGGGUACUGUUUAUGCUGGAUUUCUUGUACCUGAUCCUGCAAACUUCUUUAAGAGUCGUCUCUUCUCCAAAAUCUUAAAUCCUGGCGAUGUGUUUGUGAUCCCACAAGGUCUAAUCCGCUUUACGAAUAAUUUGGAACACAAAAAAGCUACUUUUCUAGCUAGUUUCAACAGUCAAAAUCCUGAAGCCAUCGCGAUUCCAAGUUCUAUCUUUGCUUCAGAACCACCAAUUAUGGACGACAUUCUUGCCAAAGGCUUCCAGCUUGAUGAGACACAGAUUGCAGAACUUCGAAAGAAAUUCUCUUAGGCUAUAUUAUAUUUAUAUGUCAUUAAAAAUAUGACUCUGUGUGUGUUUUCUGCAAGUUGUUUGCAGCGCACUGCGCUCACCAGAAUCUUAUGAGUGCGUUGGAAUAAAUACUGCCAUUCUGUAACUCCUAAAUAAAGUGGCAAUGUAACUCCUAAAUAAAGUGGCAAUGUAUGUAAUAGUAUCUUUCUUUGCAAUAUAUACUAAUGAAUAAGCAUUGUGUUGGCCAUGCACCUUGUGUAAUCUGAGAGUGAAAUUGACAUG